GAAAACUUUCGUGCUAUAAAGAGUGGAAAUCAAGAAGCAGAUCGUCGAAGUUAAACCGAAUUAACGAUUCCUUCAAAGUUCAUGUUUUAAGAUGUCAACAGCACGUCGGCGGAGUAGUCGAGGUGGACGUCGACAAUCAUCAGGCACAGCAUCAUUAGGAAACAACAAUGAUCAGAACAACAGUACCAACAUCCGUGUGGUUGUUCGGAUACGACCUCCAAAUGCUGCUGAGCUAGAAAAUGGAUCAGGAUCAAGACCUGUUGUUCAAAUGCUGGAUGAAAAACUUCUGGUCUUUGAUCCAAAAGAAGAAUCUCUCCCCAGCUACUUCCAUGGACGCCGUGUCGCUAAGAGGAACUUCAUGCGUAGGAAGAACAAGGAUAUCAAGUUUGCGUUUGAUCACGUCUUUGGUGAGAGAGUAACGCAGGAGUUCGUGUACGAGAACACUACUAAAACCAUCGUUGAUAACGUUCUAGCUGGGUACAAUGCUAGCGUGUUUGCAUAUGGAGCCACCGGAGCAGGCAAGACUUUCACCAUGCUAGGGGCCCCUGACUGCCCAGGGGUCAUCUUUCUAACCAUGGUUGAUCUCUACAGACGUAUUGGAGAGAUCAGCAAUGAGAAGCUGUGUGAUGUCGCAGUGUCGUAUCUGGAGGUCUACAAUGAGAAUAUUCGUGACCUUCUGGCACCAUCUGGUCUCCUUGCCGUCCGGGAAGAUCCAGAGAAAGGAGUCGUAGUCAGCGGUCUUUCCCUCCACAAGCCAAGAAGUGCAGAUGAAUUACUUCGCAUGUUGGAAUACGGGAACAGAAACCGGACUCAGCAUCCCACCGACGCCAACGCCCAGUCCUCGCGAUCGCACGCCGUCUUCCAGGUUUUCGUCCGACAAAAAGACCGUACGGCGAACAUCAGCACGGACUUCCGCAUCGCAAAGAUGUCGCUGAUUGAUCUGGCGGGUUCAGAGAGGGCCACCGUGACGACAAACAGAGGCGCGAGGUUUCGUGAGGGCGCUAAUAUUAAUCGGUCCCUGUUGGCUCUUGGAAAUUGCAUUAAUGCUUUAGCCGACUCCACAAGGGCGAAAGGCCAGCACAUUCCAUACCGAAACAGCAAACUGACAAGGUUACUGAAGGACUCCCUCGGAGGUAACUGCCGGACGGUCAUGAUCGCAGCCAUCAGUCCGUCUAGUCUCACCUAUGAAGACACUCUCAACACGCUCAAAUACGCCAACAGAGCUAAAAACAUACGCACCACUCUGAAACAGAAUGUAGUCAGUGUGGACCUUCACAUCAGUCGGUAUGCACAGAUCGUUGAAGAAUUAAGAACAGAGGUUUCUGAGUUGAAGGUUAAACUUCAACGCUACGAGUCAGGUGCACUGAAAGUGAGCAAUCCACAACCUUCUCCCCGUAAUGAUGCAAAUGAUGAGCAAGUCCACAGAUUGCAGUUAGAGCUUCACAAGGUGUUCGUCCAGCGUGGCAGCAUCCGUAAGGAGCUCCUAGAGCUUGAGUCGUCGGAUCGUGACCUGACGAUAAAGAUCAGUCGCAAACAUCUAAUGGUGGAGAGGUUGAGGUUAAUACAUGGAGGGUCUGCUCAGGGGGAUAAGACAAUGGGACGUUUUGAGAGAGUCAUCGCAGCGUCAGAGGCCAGACAAGCUCGACUCCGACAACGGAAACCCGCAGUGGAGGAAAGAUUCAAGAACAACGAGGCAGAGCUGGAGAAAGUUCAAUUAGAGAUAAGAGGGGAGGAGCAAGGAGACGGGCAGACCUCUGAGGUGUUACAGGAGUGUUUGCGGACAAGACAUCUUGAGAUUGAGUUGAAGGAUUGCAGACGGCAGAUUAAACAUCUGAAGAGGUUUGCCAGACAUCAGGACAGCCAUCAACAAAGCUCUGAGAGAUUGAUUGUCAACCUCAUUUCCAUGGUUCGUAAGCAGUACUUCCUCCUGAAGGGUUCCGGACUCGCCACCACCGACGUCACAACAGACUUCGAAGCCUUACAGAAACAAGUUGAGGGAGACCGAGAAGUCGCCUGGGCUGACCAGAGCAUGUCAGAGGUCGCAGACUCUAACCCCAACUCUGCCGCCGCAGCAGGGGUUGAUUUGAACUACCUACUACUCCUCCCUGUCAUGAAAUGUGUUGACUCUACUCCAAAAGCACCCUCAAGGUCGCCAAGGAAGAAGAAAAGACGGAGUUCCGUCGGACACCACACCCCUGCGAAGGGAGUCAACACUCCAAUACGUCCGGAAGGUACUGGCGGACACCUUGGCACCCCUGCUAAGAGAGUCAACACUCCAAUACGUCCGGAAGGUACUGGCGGACACCGUGGCACCCCUGCUAAGAGAGUCAACACACCAAUGCUUCCAGAAGGUACUGGCGGACACCACACCCCUGCUAAGAGAGUGAAGACACCAAUUCAAUCUGAAGGAUUACACAUGCCGACACAGAACAGCACACCGGCUCAACGGGGAUCGGCUGUUAAAAUCAGCGACACACACCCUCCUUCCCGCCUCCCAACGCCGAGUAGGCACACCCCUGGCACACCAGCUAGGAGGACCAUUACUGAAUGUGACAACAACAGCUUUAAUCCAAUCCCAACAAACGGACUAUCGACAAAUGUUGGACUUACUUCCAACACUAGCAGCCUGGUGUCAAUAUCAGAGGUUGUGGGGGAGGAAGGUUCUGUCCCCUUCGUCAGAAAUGAAGAGGAUGUUGUAGGACGGCUAGGUGAGACUGUGACCAAGAAACAAUCAAACCAAAGUGGUGAGGAUAUAACAGAAACAGAGGGCCUAAGAGUGAACCUUGCGGGCACCUUUGAAAUGGAGGGCAUCUCUCCGCUGACGUCUCCGCCCACUUGCGGUCAACCUCAGCUGGACAAUAACGACCAUGACACGAUGAACAGGGUCAUCGAAUCACCAUCUCUUGCUGUUACAUUGCCAGAGGGAACAUCCAACUCUGACAUGCGUCCGGACUCUCAGAAGCCUGUUGCCCGGGUGAUAACCUUUGACCAAGAGAACGUAAUACCCAAUCAGAAGAUCAGUCCAGUCACAGGUCGAGUGAUGUCAUAUGCCGAAAUCCUAACCACACCCCAGAGAUUGGAUGCAAAGGCCCAACAGAGGGCUCCCUUUACCGUCAUCACGAACAAUUCACCCCAGCUUCAGAACAGACCAAACACAAUGGGUAAUGAGAACAAGUGUAAUGGGAGCCAGUCUACUUCCAAACCUACAAAGAGGGGUCUACAGAGAUCGGGUACUUUCACCAAACGCAACGCACCCCUGCAUCACAGACGCAGUAAGUCUCAUGGCGUCAUUGGCGAGGUGCCAUUCUCAUUCCAGGAGGCGAAACACGCCGAUACCCUUCACCGGUUUGGACUCCCCUCAAUGGCGGAUCAGCCAGCAGCUUCAGUGAGAAAGGCAGCACCAGCUUACAUGUCCCUGACAGCCUCAGCUGCAAAUAAACGAAGGAAUUACGGAAGAGGGUUACCAUCCUCCCAGGAGAACCAACCCCCGGCAGGCCACAAGGGUCCGAUACGGCUCCAAAGAGCAGAGAGCCUCAAACGACCACCACUCAGAAUACCGUCGUUCAACAUCAAGAGCCGAUCAGUGAGCAACCUACAUGAAAAAGCCAAUCCGUGAUGGAGUUAUACUGCCCUCUAUUGGUCAUCUUUGAAAGUGACAAAAGCUGUGUGCCUUGCAUCAAUGCCCAUGUAUCAUUGACUGUAAGCAGCUCUGAGCGGACAAGAUCGUUUUUUGCCCCUCGCCAAUUUCUUUUUUUUUUAAACACACAUAAAUAAAAUAUGCAAACAAAAUGAAAGGACCAUGUGAUCCAAGGAAAUAAAACAAGUCCUUAAGCAAACACAUUACAGCCUCCUAUAUUUAAGCCUAUAGUAAAGCCUAUACUUCACUGCAAAAAAAUGGUACCUGCUGUUUUUUCAAUUUGCGAUGCAAAAACAGUCACUUCGCUUCCGCUUGAAGUAUGUACCAGGAUUAAUCAAGAUUCUCCAAACAAAGUCUGUUUACAAUUCACAGUAUUUUUGAAUGUGUGUGGGUGUGUGUGCAUCAAAGUAACAUCUCCCAAAACAAGUAAAAUUGUCCGUUUUAAAUUUUGUUUCCUUGGAUGUUAAUGUUAUUUAUUUGGCCAUUGAUACAAUAAACAGGCAGUCAACAAAGAUGAAUAUACAAAUUCUGAAUUCGGUAUGUAAAAUAGUCCAUUUUAGUGUUUGUAAAUAACCCACAAAAAAAAGGCCUUUUGUAAAAACAGAAAAAUGCCAAAUGUAUAAUAAUUUCACUAAUGACUGGAACUGCCGCCAAGUCUCAAUGAAACCUCAGCUUUUAUAAUAUUUGUAAACUUGGUGUAAAAAGCUCAGAGUUUUUUAAUUGUUUCCAAAAUUACAAAUUGUAUGAUUUUCAGUGCACAUAUAUCAUAGUCAUCGGCUCACCUUUAACUGAAACAUUUUUAAAUGCACACAUGAUGUAAGGAACAUGGCUGUAAAUAUGCAUGACAAACUUUCACUUGAAACUGUAAAUCAUAGUAAAAAAUUCUGUCGAUGUUGAUCGUGAAUAAAUGAAAAUGUUUUAAUGUGGAAAGAUUCAUUGUACCCUGGAGGUCUUUUUUCGACCUCUAUGAUUAUUCUUUUGUAUGUUUUUUUGCCGGGGGGUUUGGUGGUGUUGUUUAUUUUGAUUUACUGAUGACGGUUUUAAUUACAGUGCAAUGCCAGCUUGACUUCUUGUUAAUUAAAGGAUUCGGGUACUUUUUCAAAAUGUCCAUAGAUUUACAUUAAACUUACACCGU
This is a messenger RNA of Asterias rubens (European starfish), 4772 nucleotides long. Its product is annotated as kinesin-like protein KIF18A. The coding region runs from base 92 to 3616 and encodes 1174 amino acids. The transcript is spliced from 19 exons. Lineage: Eukaryota; Metazoa; Echinodermata; Asteroidea; Forcipulatida; Asteriidae. Gene Ontology annotation, biological process: microtubule-based movement. Gene Ontology annotation, molecular function: microtubule motor activity; ATP binding; microtubule binding. The record is from RefSeq and is a predicted model, not a curated record.